AUGAGUAUUUCGAAGGUUCGUGUGAAUGGUAAGUUGUCGUGUGAUGGUGUGUUCACGUGGGAUCAUUCUGUGUCUUAUGCCGACUCCGCCUCUACCUCAAUUGCCAUUCUGUUCACACAUCUGAAGGAGUUCCUCCAGUUUCACCUGCAUCAGCAGGGUUACGAUAUCAAUGAUGCACCUACUGAACCCCAGCUAAUCUGGACACCUUCUGACGAUCAAAACUGGAGUUUAGACUCAGAAUCGAUGACGCUGGACUUCCUAUGCGAGCUGGCUGACCAUUUCGGGGAACUGAAGAAGAGCGAAAGUGAAGUUGUUCUCUCGGAUGUAAAUUUGAUCUGUUGGAUUUUUAAUCCGCAUCCAUUCACAAUGGUGGAUAAAAUUCUCUCAAUUGGGCUUCGGAUGCCUCCUAUGGAACUGCUGAGUAGUUUGCAGUCAUUCAUCUCCAAUCAUCCCCAGAUGGAACUUGAUGUGCACAAGUUGUGUCGUUUCGCUUCGCAGCAGUCAGACCGCAAAGGGAUCGAGCCUGUGGGAAAGAAGCUAUCCGAUCUCAUCUCUGAAGAACCUCCUAUCGAUCCAUCAUCCACUCUUGGACAAUUCUGCCGAGACAAGAAGGACCUAUCUGAGUGCAUGCAUCUGCCUUCUCAUCAGCUACACGACAAAAUAACAUUCUCAUUGAGCGGAAUCAGACGAGUUGUUCGUGGUGACGCCACUACGAAUUAUGACGUCAGAAGUUGCUAUCUGGAAGCAGCUCUCUUCUUCGGACACGACUCCCGCUCAUCUUCGGUUCCUCUGGCUGAGAAUGGAUACCCCUGGAACCUGUCGGCAAUCGUGAGGAGUCCCCAAUGGGAUGUGAACAAGUUGACGGGGGGGUCUGGAGUCCACUGGGAAUGCACAUUCAAUGUUUCUCUCAGUGCGCUUCCCAAACAAACACGACUCUGCAUAUCUUUCAAUUACAUUCCGCGAGUGUUGCGGGCGUGCAUGUACAAGGCACUAGCGAGGAAGUUCUUCUUCGACUACAACGAGAACUCGACACUGUUCUCCUCAGUGGUAGACUGGAAUGCGUUCUACGGUGGGGAAGAGCAGAUGAAAAUGGACUCGCUGGUCGAAUCAUAUCUCAUCAUUCCAUUGUUCGACUCCAAUGGAUCCUUCAUUCUUAGUAGGAGCGAUCUCAACUUCUGGUCUUUUCCAAGCAGUGAGAUGGAUAUCAACAUACUUUGCUCUCCAAUUGGCUCAAUCUAUCAGCCAAUGGGAUGUGGUCUAUCAAAUGAUGACACUGCAUUGUUAGUCGUGUCCAGUUUGCGCUGUGACUCCUUUGGAAAAUUGGAGUUAGGGACUAGCCUUGCUAUUAAAUAUUCAAGAUUUCCUCGUAGUGAUGAGAGUGCCGAAGAUAAAAUACUGCCAGAUUUACAAAAAACUGCCAGUAGCGACCUACACGACUUUUUCAAGGAAUUUGAUUGGUCCAAUAAAAGGGAAGUGGACCAAUUAGAAACGGAGUUGGAUAUUCUGAAUAAUGAUGACGUGUCGGCUAAAGAAAUCAAGAGUGUCCCAAUUUGGCUGUGCUUGAAACUGUUGACCUACAAGUACACCAGCGAAGCUGUGAGGAAGUUUGCUAUUCGAAAUCUGAAAAGAAUCGACAACAAAAUGUUGCGUCCGCUUAUGACUGCUUUAGUUCAGGCGCUCAAAUUUGAGACUUCAGUGGACAAUGAAGUAGUUCAUUUUCUGUUCACACGCGCCCUCUCCCACUCCCAGUUGGGCUACCAGCUCUGCUGGAUUCUUCUGGUCGAGUGUGAACAUACUCACUAUCGGGGCUUGUACGUUCUGCUGUUGCAGACGUUCUUACAAAACUGCAAACCACGAAUAUGUCAUCAAUUUUUGAAAGCUCUUUUGACCGACCGAGAGAUGUCAAAAUGGGCCAAAAGUGUUCAAUUAGCCUACCACAAAUAUUCGCCUCAAGCGGCCCACUACUCGCUCAUGCGAAACAUAUCCGCUUUCGAGGGAUCCCCAGUGCCGUAUGAGUCGGCUAGAAGUUGCUUCUACGUAUCGGUCGAUUCCUGGAACUGCUUCAAUGACAGCUCAACUUCGAAUGAAGUCAGCAAAAAGGAAAAAUUUGUAGUGCCCGUAUGCAAUUUGUACAAUCCGCGUGACAAUGUAGUUUCAAUUGACAAAGCAAAAUGCAAAAUUAUGAACUCUAAAAAGCUGCCACUUUGGCUGACGUUUCAUCGGCGCAAAAAGGCAGACGAUGGCUCCAAAAAAAACCCCCAGACCAAUUGCUCCCUUGAUGAUAACGAUUGUACCGAGUAUCCAAAGAUUAUUGGAAACUUCACAACAGAUGAAUAUGCAGAAAUUUCUCCAGAGAACAACCUUCUAUCCGAAACUGACAAGUUCGAAUCAAUAUCGAAUGCAGAUACUUUUUUCACCUUCUCCGAAUUCUCUUCAGCUGAUCAAAUUAGUAUAAGUAGUAAAAAUGAAGCCGAGUUUGAAGAAAAUGACCCGCGAGCAACUUUGACGACUUUCCUGUCGUUUCCCGAGCGCAACAACUCGCUCGGAUCUAGUUCGUGUCGCGACAGUAUUGCGAGUUUUUCUAGCAUUAUGGACGAACCUGACGAAACAGAACCGUCGUUGCCACCGAGUGACGAUUCGCAGUCUCCUGAUUUGGCUAAGUUUAGCUUGUCGGGGUUUGCGAGGCUUACUCGGAGCCCUUGCGAAUUUCUGAAGGUGUUCAACUCGUUGGUCGGUGGGAGCUCGCAAAUUUAUGAAAUCAGGUGGAGUGCUGAACGAUUAAUGCGCAGUGAGAUUGGCAGACUGAGAACUGCGGGAAGGAUCCUCGCAAGCGGCAGCAUCGCUUCCGAACACUCUCAAGUCGGAACAUUCGCAACCACAGGAGACAGUGUGAAGGAAUGGCGAUCGAUUCCUACUUCUCAGACAAGCAUGAACGAACAGACCGCCUCUGCUUCAAGAGGAGAGCAACGAAACAGCCUUUCUGCCCAAUCAUCAGUCGAAGAACAAGUGAGUGAUUUUGAAAAGACUGUGCUGAUUGACCCCGUGGGCUUCAUAGAGGACAGCUUCACAGUAGUGUGGGUGGAGCAGGGUAGAGGUGAAGGAGGAGGUCAAAGGUCAAGUGGACUGCAGAGGGAAGGCAGCACAGACUCGACAAAUGGGACAACAGAGAAAAGAGGCUCGAGUGUGAAAGAUCUGCGAUUGCCGGCGAAUGAUGUUUCAAGCCAAUCAGAGGCGAGAUUUUCAUCUCGCGAGGAGAAGAAGGAAGAGGCGAAAGAGAAAGUGUGUGAAAUGAUUUACAAAGCAGGCGAUGACCUCAGACAGGAUGUCCUCGUCAUGCAAAUGUUCCAGCUAAUGCUGAAUAUUUGGAAGGAACACCCCAUGACGAAGCAUAUCAUUCUGAGGAAGUAUGGAUGUGUGGCCUCCAGUCAGAACACAGGGGCCAUAGAAGUGGUCCAAGACGCAGUGACCCUCUGCAAAACGCAGAAUAUCUACAACAGCCGAUUGAACAGGGGCAAGAUGUCGUGGGACAAAGAGUCCCUCAAACGCUGGCUGGAGGAGAACAACCCCCCGGAGAAGAUGCCAAGAGUGCUGGACAGGUUCUUCUGGUCUGCCCUCGGCAGCUGCGUUGCCACCUUCAUUCUGGGGAUCGGAGACCGGCAUUCGGACAACAUGAUGAUAGAGAGAGAUGGAACCUUUCUACACAUAGACUUCGGACACAUGCUUGGAAACUUCAAAAAGUUCAAGAUGAUUGCACGGGAGACCACGCCCUUCUUUUUCACGCCAGACAUCGUUGAAGUCCUGGGUGGAUUUGACAGUGCCAACUACAUCAAGUUCAAAAUGUACUUUGUGCAAGCCCACACGAAGAUCCGAGACCAUGCUGAUCUGUUCAUUGCCCUAUUCGAACUGAUGCUGGGUGCGGGUAUGCCGGAGUUGCGAUUUGCAGAGCACAUCAAUUUUCUCAGGGACAAAACACUGUUGGUUGGGACAGAAGACAGGGGUAAAAGUGUACAGCAGAAGAUCAUGGAUGUGUUUGAUGCGGCGGCCACGAACCAGCGCCAGAUUUUGAACCAGCGCAUUCACCAGUUGAAAUAACAGAAAGCACCCAGAUUCAGUAUCUUUUUACGUUCAAGGACGACUUUUACGCGGAAUCAUAUAAAACCCGGAUAACAACUAAGAAAACUGAUCGACACUUGUCAGCUUCUUGCCAAAAAAUUUAUUGAAAAAUUGUCAUUGUGAAUACUAAAUUUUGGUACAAAAAUGAGUACGUGAAUAUUUUCGAGAAGAAUAGUAUUUUGAGAAUUCUGGUAUUUUAAGUUUAAAAG
This is a messenger RNA of Symsagittifera roscoffensis, 4322 nucleotides long. RefSeq lists its product as uncharacterized. The transcript has 26 exons. Gene Ontology annotation, biological process: cell migration; phosphatidylinositol 3-kinase/protein kinase B signal transduction; phosphatidylinositol-3-phosphate biosynthetic process. The record is from RefSeq and is a predicted model, not a curated record. Lineage: Eukaryota; Metazoa; Xenacoelomorpha; Acoela; Convolutidae. Bases 1 to 4092 code for a protein of 1363 amino acids. Gene Ontology annotation, cellular component: plasma membrane; cytoplasm; phosphatidylinositol 3-kinase complex. Gene Ontology annotation, molecular function: 1-phosphatidylinositol-4-phosphate 3-kinase activity; 1-phosphatidylinositol-3-kinase activity.